AUGUCGAGCCUCACUGCAACCCAGGUUCAAGCGAUGGAGCACCAACCCCAGGCAAGCCGCGCUCCGGGCAUCAUCGCGUGUGCAUCAAUCACGCUGGCCGCCAGCGCCGUGGCCGUGGUUUUGCGACUCAUCUCCCGGUCUAUCAUGUCGAUGCGGUUAGGCAUGGAUGACUAUCUUAUGCUUCUGGCUCUGUUCUUCAACGCGGCAUUUACUGCCUCAAUAUUCGUGACUAUCCAUUUCGGCAUGGGGAAGCACAUCGUCUAUGUAACUAGUGCAGAACACCUAACAUUGUCGAUCACGAUCGCCGAGUGCUUCUACAUCCUCAACAUCUGCGCCACCAAGCUCUCGAUCCUGACCUUCUUCCCGCGCAUCUUCCCGCAGCGCUGGUUCCGCCUCAUGACCUGGUCCAUGAGCUUCGUGGUCAUCGCCUCCAACCUCAGCAGCGUCAUCGCCACCUGGCUGCAGUGCAUCCCCCUCCGUCACGCCUGGGACCCCACGGUCCCCGCCACCUGCAUCGACUACUACGCCGUCGUGGUCUUCAGCGGCGCCACGAACGUGGUGACCGACUUCAUCAUCCUGGGCAUGCCGCUGUCCGUCAUCCACCAGCUGCAGAUCAGCGACCGCAAAAGACGCAUGCUUGUUUUGGUCUUUGCCGUUGGGUUUGGAGCCUGCAUCGCCUCCAUCCUCCGCUGCGUGGAGGCGCAGGCGCUCAAGUCGCCCGACGCCAGCUGGGACCGCGCCGGCGCCAUUGCCUGCACCUCCGUCGAGUGCUGCGUCGCCAUGAUCACCGCUUGCUUGCCCUCCAUGCGUCCGCUAGUGGCCAAGCGCUCCAAGAUGGACGACUUCCCGCGCGGCGGCUAUGCGCAGCAGCCCGUGGCGCAGAGGAGCGCGUGCAGCCGCACGGAUAGCGGGUGGUCCCACCUUCGAUGACGAGGAGGAGGAGAGGAGGAGAGGAGGAGGAGAGGGGGAAGAGGAAACAUUCCCAGUCCACAGAUCAGUUCGCAAUCCCCAUGGUUUUGCAGAAAGGGAUCGUCUCGUCACUGGGGGCGUGGUGAGAAUCGUUCCGCUUGCGGGAGGGAGAAGGGAACAACACGUUGAGUGGACA
Messenger RNA from Aspergillus aculeatinus CBS 121060, 1105 nucleotides. RefSeq lists its product as uncharacterized. Lineage: Eukaryota; Fungi; Ascomycota; Eurotiomycetes; Eurotiales; Aspergillaceae. The record is from RefSeq and is a predicted model, not a curated record. Bases 1 to 930 code for a protein of 309 amino acids. The transcript is spliced from 5 exons.